Messenger RNA from Populus nigra (black poplar), 2223 nucleotides. Its product is annotated as protein WHAT'S THIS FACTOR 1 homolog, chloroplastic-like. Gene Ontology annotation, molecular function: RNA binding. NCBI's taxonomy places the organism in Eukaryota, Viridiplantae, Streptophyta, Magnoliopsida, Malpighiales, Salicaceae. The record is from RefSeq and is a predicted model, not a curated record. The transcript has a single exon. The coding region runs from base 232 to 1830 and encodes 532 amino acids.
AUUACUAUAUAUCUGAUCUGAAUUCUGAAUGCAAUCAAAGAAAAGGAAAGGGCUUUUGCUCUUUGGAGAUAAACCCCAGAGUGCGAGUGUGUCUUCCUCUGCUAUUUUCAGCUCAAACGCUACGAACGACCAUCUUGUCUUGAUUAAAGAAGGUAACUUUUAUCCUCUUGCUUCUAUUCGCCUACCUCUCUCUGUUAUAUCUUGUUCCUCUAAAAUUGCCUAAGCUUAAAUAUGGAGCCUAAGCUCAUGUUCUCCUCAUCCAUUGCUUCGCUAUCUACUUCUUUACCCUUUUUUCUCUCACAAAAGUCUUCUUAUUUCCUCGAAAGACCCAAACUUUCUGUCAGAACCAAUCUCUCUGUUUCACCUUUUCAACUAGAAAAUUCGCAGUUUUUAGGUAAUGGUUUGGUUUUUGAAGAGAGAAACGGGUCUUUUAGUAGCAAGUUCAGAAAAACCCGUCUCCCAUUUGAGCCCGUUAGAGCUGCUGGUGUCAAGUGGAGAAAGGAGCGUCCUUUUGAUAAUGUUAUUGACAGGGACAAGAAGUUGAAAUUAGUUAUGAAGAUAAGGAAGAUUUUGGUUAAUCAACCCAAUAGAAUUAUGUUACUUAGGGAAUUGGGUAAGUUUAGAAGAGAAUUGGGUCUUACGAAGAAGCGUCGAUUUAUUGCUUUGUUGAAGAAAUUCCCUGCGGUGUUUGAGAUUGUGGAAGAAGGGGUUUAUUCAUUGCAAUUCAGAUUGACGCCCGAGGCUGAAAGGCUGUAUCUAGAGGAAUUGAAGGUUAGGAAUGAGAUGGAGGAUCUGUUGGUUCUGAAGUUGAGGAAAUUAUUGAUGAUGUCAAUGGAUAAGCGGAUUUUGUUGGAGAAAAUAGCCCAUUUGAAGACUGAUUUUGGGUUACCUUUUGAAUUUCGGGAUACGAUUUGUCAUAGAUAUCCACAAUACUUUAGAGUUGUUGCAACUGGAAGGGGUCCUGCAUUAGAAUUAACUCAUUGGGAUCCUGAGCUUGCAGUAUCAGCCGCUGAAUUAGCUGACGAGGAAAAUCGAGCCAAAGAGCUGCAAGAGAAAGAUUUGAUAAUUGAUAGACCACUAAAGUUUAACAGAGUGAAGCUGCCUAAGGGCUUACAGCUUUCCAAGAGUGAAAUGAGAAGGGUUUGCCAGUUCAGAGACAUACCUUACAUAUCUCCUUAUUCAGACUUUUCCCAUCUGAGAUCAGGUUCGAAGGAGAAGGAAAAACAUGCUUGUGGGGUUGUUCAUGAGAUUUUAAGUCUCACAGUUGAGAAGCGGAUCCUUGUUGAUCAUCUUACUCAUUUUCGAGAGGAGUUCAGAUUCUCUCAGCAGCUGAGGGGGAUGCUAAUAAGACAUCCUGAUUUGUUUUACGUGUCUUUGAAAGGGGAUAGGGAUUCAGUUUUCCUUAGGGAAGCAUAUUGUGAUUCUCAUUUGGUAGAGAAGGACCGGCUUUUGCUCAUCAAAGAGAAGCUUCGUUCUCUAGUUAUGGUUCCUAGAUUCCCUCGGAGAGGUGCUCCGAAGACAGAUUCUGUAGGUGGAGAAGAUGGAACUUCGGGGCAUGAAGACGGAAUUAUUAAGGAGGCUGAAGAUUGGUCUGAUAUUGAUAGUUACUUGAGUGGUGAUGAGCUCAAUGAUGAUGAAGAUGAUGAUUAUGAAGAUGAUUGGAGUGAUGAAGAUGAUGAUAUGCCCCCAGAUUUUGAAGAUGAUGAUGAUGAUGGAACUGUGAGAAUUCGUUUGAGCAAAUCAAUCAAGCAGACAGAUACUGUAACAAAUGACAAAGAGAAGGUGCUCACUCCUGUGUUUCCUGAUGGCCGGCCAAGAGAGCUUUGGUGAAUGAGAUUCAAAUCUGCCAUAUGCAUCAUUAGCUGUGCCCUGGUGUAGGGUCACUGCUCCAAGAGGCUAUCAUCAUAGCAUUGCUACAGUAAGUGUGAGUUUUCUGGAUGAAGAACAUAGAUUUCACAAGGUUAUUCAAAAGUAUGGGUCCAGACCAUGUUCUCGAGUUUGAAGUCUCAGGAAGUACCUUGCAAAUGGAGACAUGCAGCAAUAGCAUGUGCCUUCUUCUCUUCAAACUUGUGCAAAACUUAGAGUUAUGGCUUCUGAACUUCUGAAACCAUUAAAAGAAAACUUUUUUGCAUGGAUAAUAGGUCUUUGUAUCUUGUUUUCAAUAUGUAGUAGUUUAUGCCUUCUGUUAAUAUAAUUAACCUAAUAGCCUUUUCAAAUUAUAAA